Molecule: messenger RNA, 2107 nt
Organism: Rhagoletis zephyria (snowberry fruit fly)
Lineage: Eukaryota; Metazoa; Arthropoda; Insecta; Diptera; Tephritidae
Source: RefSeq, a predicted model, not a curated record
AUGACCUGGCCCGAGGUGACCCGCCUCUACCUGUCAACUGACUACAAGAAAAACGCCAAGCUCUUCAACGACUCGCUGGCGGUCAACUACCCUUUCGCCUCGCUGGAGCAGAAACUGACCCUGCUGGAGUACUUCUGCGAGGAGUUUCUCACCUCGGCCAGCUGCCGGGAGGUGCUCAACAACGAGGGCACCAUCAAGCACGACGACAACUGCCGCGGCUGCCACCGAACCGGCGACCUGCUGUGCUGUGACACCUGUCCGGCGGUCUUCCACCUCGGCUGCCUCGACCCGCCGCUCCGGCAGGUGCCCGAGGACGGGUGGACCUGUCCGAUCUGCAGGCUGAACACCGUGGGUGGUGUCACCGACUGCGUCGGCGAGCUGGAACGGCUGGGCUACUGCUCGCGCCAGGAGCCGGUCGGCUGGGACCGCCACGGGCGCAAGUACUGGUUCCUCUGCCGACGGCUGAUCGUCGAGGACCAGAAGGAGGACGCCGACCAGGAGGUGGUGGUGGCCUACUACUCCAGUCGGCUGCAGUUUGACGAGCUGCUCGCCUCGCUGGACGCCGAGCACUACGAGAGCGACCUCUGCGCCGCCNUGGUGGCGGCGGUGGCCUACUACUACUCCAGUCGGCUGCAGUUUGACGAGCUGCUCGCCUCGCUGGACGCCGAGCACUACGAGAGCGACCUCUGCGCCGCCCUCGCCGAGCUGAAGGGCGAAAUCUACCGGCAGAUGACGAUCACCGAGCGGCUGACGCGGAUGGCGAAGGGGGCGCUCUACCGGCGAAAGAGCUACCUCGAGGUGGCGAACGAGGAGCUCUUCAGCAGGCGGGAGGGCAAGCUGAAGCUGAGGCUGGGCGAAGCCGAGGAGGAGGAGGAGAAGGCGGCUCUGCAGGAGCAGCUGGCCGAGCUGGAGGCGAAGCUGGCCGUCGAGGAGGUGGGCGAUGAUCGAACCAUUUCCAACACUGCAGCCGACGGCAGCGGAGUGCUCACCCGCCUGAAGACUGGGACCAUUCAGCCGAAGACCGUCUCGAUGGACAGCUUUAAGAAUCGCAUCAACUCCUACAACAACUUUAGUGCCGUGCGGGCGGACGAGGAGACGGUGAUCUACCUGAAGGAGGAGACGGUGAGUUUGGCGAAUGACGGAGACGACGGCAACAACUCCCAAACUCAAACGCAAGUCAGCCUGACGCGAAGGCCCCGAAAGACGCUGCCGGCCACCUUCCUCACCGAAAGCCUCUUCAAGCUGGGCCUGGAGGGCANAGGAGAUGGCAGCAACAACAACUCCCAAACGCAAGUCAGCCUGACGCGAAGGCCCCGAAAGACGCUGCCGGCCACCUUCCUCACCGAAAGCCUCUUCAAGCUGGGCCUGGAGGGCAACUACCGCCAGUACCAGAACAUCUACUCGCUGAACAAGUUCGCGCUGAGCAAGAAGCAGCUGGAGGAGGAGCGCCUGAAGCGGCGCGGCCUCAGCCACCGCUUCAGCCUGACGCCCACCUCGGAGCUGAAGUGGGCGACCUACAGCCACAUCAGCACCGCCCUGCCCGCCACCACCGUCUACGGCACCCGCUCCACGGUGGUGAACGUCCUCCGGCAGGCGGUGCUCUACCUCGAGUCGCAGCUGCCCGCCAUGCUCCUCCACCCGGUCUGGCACCAGGGCAAUCGGCGGGCGGCCUUCACGCGCGCCGUGGCGCAGUGCGCCGAGCCGGCGGACUUUGCCGCCGUCCUCCAGACGCUCGAGUCGGCGAUGAAGCCGGUCCUGCUUAACGGCCACUGGUUCGAGGCGAUCGGCUUUGGCGCCGGCAUCCAGCGCAGCGUCUUCUCCGAGCGAGAGGAGGCGAAGAAGCGGAAGGAUCGCUUUGGCGGCGGCGGCGGGGCGGCGGGCAGUGCCCUCGCCCAGGAGAACAUGACGGCGGAGAAUGAGCUGGCGGCCAUUGCCGCGGGCCGCAGCUCUGCCGUGGCGCUGGCCGCCGGCGUUGGCGUCCGCCUCGUCUGCGGCAAGCUGAAGCACCAAAUUUGGAAGCAGAAGGGCGAGGAGUACCGCCNCAUUGCCGCGGGCCGCAGCUCUGCCGUGGCGCUGGCCGCCGGCGUUGGCGUCCGCCUCGUCUGCG